AUGUUUGGGAUUCCCAAGUUCUUCGGCUGGAGAGGCAGAUCCCUUAACUUGGCCAUUAGUUCCCUGGGUAGUCUUGAUUUUCUGCUUUUCGGAUAUGAUCAAGGUGUCACGGGUGGUCUGCUUGACCUGCCAGCUUUUGUGAAAUAUUUCCCCAGUAUCGAUACCCGAGAGCCGGGCAUCAGUGAUGCCGUGAAGUCGGAGCGCAGCUCAACCCAGGGAAUCGCAGUCGCGUCAUACAAUCUAGGAUGUUUCCUCGGUGCUAUCAUAACUAUCUUCAUUGGCAACCCGCUCGGCAGACGCAGGACUAUCUUUCUGGGAUGUGUGACCAUGGCGACUGGGGCUUUACUGCAGACUACAGCAUAUCAUUUACCACAUCUCGUGGUCGGUCGAAUUGUCACAGGUAUCGGAAACGGCAUGAAUACGAGUACUGUACCCACCUGGCAGUCCGAGUCUUCCAAGGCUCACGAUCGUGGUAAAAUGGUCAUGAUUGAGGGUAUGCUCAUCACGGCGGGUAUUACGCUGAGCUACUGGAUUAACUACGGCUUCGCUCACAUCGGAGACCACGAGGUUGCCUGGCGUUUCCCUAUCGCUUUCCAGAUUAUAUUUGCGGUCAUCAUCUUCUGCUCCAUUCUCAAUCUACCCGAAUCUCCCCGUUGGCUUGUCAUGCAAGGCCGCAAUGAUGAGGCCCUGGAGAUCUUGGAGGCCUUGAAUGAGAAGCCUCGAGAUGACCCUUACAUCCUGAACGAGCUGCACGCUAUUCAGGCUACGGUCAAGGAGAUGUCCAAGGGCUCAUACCGCAGUCUGUUCGAUAUGAGCGAGUACCGCGAAUUCCAUCGCGUCGCAUUGGCUUAUAUCAACCAGAUGUUCCAACAGAUUUCCGGAAUUAAUCUGAUCACCUACUAUGCUCCUCAACUAUACAAGGAUAUUGGUCUCGGCAAGGGCCAGCAACCGAAGCUUCUGGCCGCAUGCAACGGUACCGAGUACCUCGCGGCAGCGUUUAUUCCAAUCUUCAUCAUUGAGAAGGUCGGGCGUCGCCCGCUAAUGCUUUUCGGAGCUGCUGGCAUGUCCAUCUCCAUGGCUGUCCUUGCCGGUACCAACUAUCGAUUGACCCAUCUGGGCGACACCCAAGCUGGUAUCGGACAAGCUGUGUUCCUCUUCGUCUUCAACACAUUCUUCGCGAUUGGAUGGCUCGGAAUGACCUGGUUGUACCCAGCUGAGAUUGUGCCCCUACGUAUCCGUGCGCCGACCAACGCGCUGUCGACCAGUGCUAACUGGAUCUUCAACUUCAUGGUCGUGAUGAUCACACCUGUCGCAUUCGACAGUAUCGGCUACAAGACCUACAUCAUCUUCGCUGUCAUCAACGCGUUCAUGUUCCCCUUCGUGUACUUCUUCUUCCCCGAAACCCGCUACCGGUCCCUUGAGGAAAUGGACAACAUUUUCAAGAAAUCAACUAGCAUAUUCGACGCCGCGCCCAUCUCCAUCAAAGAGCCCUUCCGCUACGACAAACACGGUCAACUCAAGCCCGAAUACCUCGAAGAGGCGCUCCGACGCACCAGCACUUCGGUGCACGUUGCUGGACAAAAGAUGGACAGCGAUGAGAGCGUCCCCGAAGUAAACGAAGUGAAGGGUUGA
Molecule: messenger RNA, 1632 nt
Organism: Aspergillus melleus
Lineage: Eukaryota; Fungi; Ascomycota; Eurotiomycetes; Eurotiales; Aspergillaceae
Product: sugar porter family MFS transporter
Exons: 7
Coding region: 1-1632 (543 amino acids)
Biological process (GO): transmembrane transport; carbohydrate transport
Cellular component (GO): membrane
Molecular function (GO): carbohydrate:proton symporter activity
Source: RefSeq, a predicted model, not a curated record